ACCGGACCUCGUCUACGUAGCAGGAUUUCUUCUCCAAUCAUCGUUAGGAAUCUUUACAGAAUGCUUUCCUAUUGGUUGAGUAUAGAAAAAAUAUAGGCGGGAUUUCUUCAGACCACAGGAAGGGAACCAAGUACGUCGAAGUGGUUGGAUUCUUCGCGGCCUGGCGGAUUGUUUUAUGUUAGGGAAAAGGAAACGUAACGUUACAAAGAUGAAAGCUCUGGAAUAGAGCUCGAUUGGAAAGAAAGAAGAUAAACAGGAAACCAGGAAGGAAACAGAAAAUAAUAGUGCGUGGCCAUGGCCUACUCCAGCUACAGCAACCUGAGCAGGGCUCAGCUUACCUUUGAGUACCUGCAUACAAAUUCGACAACCCACGAGUUCUUAUUUGGAGCCUUGGCAGAGCUUGUGGACAAUUCAAGAGAUGCCAAUGCCACACGUAUAGAUAUCUACACAGAAAAAAAGCCAGAGCUGCGGGGCGGCUACACGCUCUGUUUUCUGGAUGAUGGUAUUGGAAUGGACCCUCAUGAGGCAACUCAUGUGAUUCAGUUUGGAAAGUCAAACAAACGGUCCCCUGAGUCCACUCAGAUCGGCCAGUAUGGAAACGGGCUGAAAUCCGGCUCUAUGCGUAUUGGGAAAGACUUCAUCUUGUUCACAAAAAAAGGCAACACGCUGACUUGCCUUUUCCUGUCAAGGACUUUCCACGAAGAGGAGGGACUAGAUGAGGUGAUAGUGCCCCUUCCCUCCUGGGAUCUAAAGACUAAGGAACCGUUGACCUCUGACCCAGAGAAGUACGCCAUAGAGACGGAGCUGAUCUUCAAAUACUCACCUUUUAAAAAUGAACAGCAGCUGAUGGAGCAGUUCAACAAAAUAGAAAGUAGCAGUGGCACUCUUGUGAUCAUCUAUAAUCUGAAGCUGAUGGACAACAGAGAACCAGAACUGGAUGUAGAGACAGACCACCAGGACAUACUGAUGUCUGGGACACCUGUUGAAGGAGUGAAGCCAGAGAAGAGGUCGUUCAGAGCGUACGCUGCUGUUUUGUACAUCGACCCACGCAUGAGGAUCUUUAUCCAGGGACAUAAAGUCAGGACCAAGAGACUGUCCUGCUGUUUAUAUAAACCAAGGGUUUAUAAAUACACAUCGACUCGUUUCAAAACUCGUGCUGAGCAAGAAGUGAAGAAAGCGGAUCACCUUGCUAAGAUCGCGGAAGAAAAAGCCCGAGAGGCAGAGAGUAAGCAGAUGGCUCUGGAGGCCAGAUUAGGAGACGACCUGUCAAAAGAUUCACGGGCAAUUCUGAGAAAGGUUCAAGAUUCAGCCAUGAUGCUUCGACGGGAUUGUGACAUGAAGAAAAGGAUUCUCGAAGCCAAACAGAAAGCAUUAAAGGAGCCCAAGGAGUUGAAUUUUAUAUUCGGAGUAAACAUUGAACAGAGGGACCUGGAUGGGAUGUUUGUGUACAACUGUUCUCGUCUCAUCAAGAUGUACGAGAAAACCGGGCCCCAGCUGGAGGGAGGCAUGGCCUGUGGAGGUGUGGUUGGAGUAGUUGAUGUCCCAUAUUUAAUUCUAGAGCCUACUCACAACAAACAGGACUUUGCAGAUGCUAAGGAGUAUCGGCAUUUACUCAAAUCCAUGGGGGAACAUUUAGCUCAGUACUGGAAGGACACUAACAUUGCUCAGAAAGGCAUCGUGAAGUUCUGGGAUGAGUUUGGAUAUCUGUCCGCCAGCUGGUCUGCACCUCCAUCAUCAGAGCCGAGAUACAGGAGACGCCGCGGCAUGGAGAUACCACUUACUAUUCAGUGUGAUAAAUGUUUAAAAUGGAGAACGCUGCCAUUCCAGAUGGAUGCUGUGGACAAACGCUACCCAGACAGUUGGGUGUGUCUCAUGAACCCCGACAGCACCCAGGACCGGUGUGAUGCUACUGAACAGAAACAGAAUUUGCCAUGUGGUGUUCUGAAGAAAGACAAGCAGACAGCUGAAGACAAACGGAAAGAGCUGGAAGAGAAAAUCAAACAGCAGCAGGAGAAACUAGAGGCCUUGCAGAAAACCAACACUGUAAAAUCUGCAGCAGAUUUAAAGAAGCUGCCACUGGACGUCAGCAUGAAACCAACAGAGAGCUCCUCUCAGGCAACUAGGUCUUCUGAAAGGUCCAUAACACGGCCCCGCUCCCCACCGCUCCCAGCUCACUUAAAAAGCCCCCCUCCAUCUCGUACAGCUUCUCUGCGCCCCACCCGAACUCCUGCCCCUCCGCCACCGCCACCCAAAGUCGAACCAUCCAAGUCCAGAGCUGCAGCAAAGCCUCCUCCACCUGCAGCAAAGCCUGUACCCAAAGCUACUGCCAAAACACCCCCAUCCAGCCGCAGCUCACGGUCACCUGCCAAAGCAUCAUCAGCCAAACCAGCAGCUGCUGGACAACGGAAGAGAAUCGUAGAGCAGGAGGCCAGUGAGGAAGAGGAGGAGGAGGAGGAGGAGGAAGAAGAAGAAGAAGAAGAAGAGGUGGAGGAGGAGGACGACGACAGUGAGGAAGACAGUGAAGAGGAAGAACCUCAGAUAAAGAAAUCCAAGAUGGCUGCAGCAGCUGGUAACCGUGGGAAAGUGAUAGAGAAGGCCUCACCUCCCAAACGUGCCAAGUUGGACGAGGUUAACACCCAGAAGAAAGGAGUUCCUACUCUUAUACGGCAGACACCAACGACACCACUCUCUAUCCCUAAACCCAUUUCCAUGCAACAGCAUGGGGGUAAAGCAAAGGCACCUGAGAAGCACCAACAGGAGGAACCAGAGAUUGACACUAAAAAUGCUCAGAAAGAUAAGGGUCUGCUGGUUGAAGUACGUGUCAACAAGGAGUGGUACACAGGCAAAGUCAUUGCUGUGGAGGCGAAUAAAAAGAGUGUUCGCUGGAAAGUGAAGUUUGACUAUGUACCUAGAUCCACCCCUAAAGACAGAUGGGUGUUCAAGGGUAGUGAUGAUGUCCGGUUGAUGCGGCCGCCAUCUCCAAUCUCUCAGACACCUGACACCCAACAGGAGACCGAGAAGGGCCCUGCACCUAUGGAGCCCGACACUACUCAACCAGGAACCAGUCGAGAGGUGACCGAUAGUCUCGUCACCAUGUUGAGGACAAUGCUGCGUUACUUCUUCCCUCCUGCUUUUCGGAUCCCAAAGGACGAUGUUAACAGCAUGACGGCUGAGGAGUUGGUGUCCUUUCCUUUGAAAGAGUAUUUCCAGCAGUACGAAUCAGGUCUCCAGUCGUUGUGUAACUCGUACCAGAGCAGGGCUGACGCCAGGGCCAAAGCUGUGGAAGAGAAGAGCAACAGCAAUGAGGUCAAACUGAAGGAAGCAGACGAGAAACUACAGAAACUACGAACAAACAUUGUAGCACUCCUGCAAAAAGUACAAGAGGACAUUGACAUAAACACAGAUGACGAGCUUGACGCCUACAUAGAGGACCUCCUUACCAAGGGUGAUUAAAGAAGACAGAAAAAAGAGAGGAGAACAUUCACAUAAACAGGCUGGCAGUUUUCAUUCCAGCCAUUACUUGCUGACCACUCCCCCGAGGACUCAUGCUUAUGUGCAGAAAUGGGCAGAAAUGGCCGUUAAAUCAGAUUGUCAUAGGUUUGAUCUUUGAUUUUCAUCGUUCCAGCGCUUAGUCAGCACCAGUGCACUGUUUUUGUUAGGGCAGGUUUUCUGGUGUUUCUACAUUGUUGGGUAGCCUGUGGUUUUCUCUUUAGUCCUUUUUAUAUACCUGCUCAUAUAUGUUAAUCUAUGUUUAAGCCAUCCUAUCCUGAUUAACCUUUUGAAAUAAUUUGUGUAGGUUUAAUACAUUUAUGCUCUCUUUUAUAUACUGUAGUUGGCUUAUGCUGUGACAUACUGCAGACUUCAUUUGUUCCUCGUUUUGGUCCAUCGUCAGGUGAGAAUUGGACACACCAAGUGACUGGGCUGUGGUCUGCAUCGCAGCCUGUACUUUUACUUUUAUUUUUGUACACUAAACACAUAUCAGUGUUGCCCAUUACCUUCCUCCAUCCUGGUCUAACGAGCAAACAGGUUAAUAUUUUACGGUUGGGUGGUUGCCACACCCACAAACAAGAACAACUUACUGGGUUUUAUCAGUAUGAUUAUUCCCUUAUAUCCCUUCACAUUUAAGCUACAACUGUUGUGUUUAUUUUGGGAAGAAAAAAAAAUUCAUUUAAAUGCAAAAGUUGUGUGUUCAUAAUUAUUCGGUGCCUGUGUACUUCCUUUUCAACAGAUUUUUAACAUGUCAUGGAAAUGUUUUAUUAAUCGGUGCAUGCUUUCGGUCUUUUUGUUCCUGGAACAAAGGAUUCUGUAUUUUUGACAAAUCUUUACUUAGAACAAUAAAACAGGUUCAGAAACAC
Molecule: messenger RNA, 4355 nt
Organism: Sander lucioperca (pikeperch)
Lineage: Eukaryota; Metazoa; Chordata; Actinopteri; Perciformes; Percidae
Gene: morc2
Product: MORC family CW-type zinc finger 2
Exons: 28
Coding region: 295-3453 (1052 amino acids)
Cellular component (GO): nucleus
Molecular function (GO): zinc ion binding
Source: RefSeq, a predicted model, not a curated record